AUGGAGGAGGAGGAUGCCAUGGCCGAGGAGAGCCGCACCAAGCAGCAGGCUGCGGCAUGCAAGAAGCCCGUGAGGCUCCACAGGUCGUUCCUGCGCCUGUCCAGAGCCCUCAAGAAGCUCCACGCCCGCCGCGGCCACCAGGCACCAAGCGCGGGCGGCUCCGAGCCGCCGCCGACGCCGUCGUCCUCCGCCGCCGCCUCGUUCCUCUCCGGGUGCAUGCACCACCCCCGGACCCACUCCUUCGCCUCCGCCCGUCGCCACGAGCACGACGACGGCCGCGGGGACGCCCUCGCUGUCAACUUCCGGUCACUCCGGAUCGGCAGCACGACGGCUGCCGUUGUCGCCAACGAGAGCGCCUCGUCGUCGGCGCAGGAUCAUUACAGCAGCGACGGCAGCAGGGAGCGCGUGGCGCCGGCGCCGGCGGCUGCCGCAGUGACCAGCAAGGCGGUGGUCGGCGGCGCGGGCGUCGCGGUGGUGACGUUCUCCGCGGCGCCGUACGAGGACUUCCGGCGGUCCAUGCGGGAGAUGGUGGACGACGCCGCGGGCGGUGCCGCGACGCCGGCGGUGGACUGGGACUUCAUGGAGGAGCUGCUCUUCUGCUACCUCCGCCUCAACGACCGCGCGGUGCACGGGGACAUCCUCCGCGCCUUCACCGACACGGUCGCCGCGCUCCGGCGGAGGAGGAGGCGCAGGGCGGCGGCGAAAAGCAGGCGGGCGCGCCGGCGGGACGCUGGAGCGGACAGCAGCGGUGGCGGCGACGUGGAGGCCGCGGCGCCGUCGUGAUACGUGCCAAGGACGAGGAGAAGCGUCCUUACGAGUUAACGGUAGCGCGCGCUUUUAUGAGUCCUAAUGAAUGUGAUAAA
Panicum hallii is the source of this 863-nucleotide messenger RNA. RefSeq names its product transcription repressor OFP11-like. The record is from RefSeq and is a predicted model, not a curated record. Bases 1 to 783 code for a protein of 260 amino acids. NCBI's taxonomy places the organism in Eukaryota, Viridiplantae, Streptophyta, Magnoliopsida, Poales, Poaceae. Gene Ontology annotation, biological process: negative regulation of DNA-templated transcription. The transcript has a single exon.